Molecule: messenger RNA, 858 nt
Organism: Daldinia childiae
Lineage: Eukaryota; Fungi; Ascomycota; Sordariomycetes; Xylariales; Hypoxylaceae
Exons: 2
Coding region: 1-858 (285 amino acids)
Source: RefSeq, a predicted model, not a curated record
AUGGAGGAAGCAGCUGUCAGAAGCGAUGGCUUGUUCAUCCCGCUUAUCGACUUUUCCCAAUUUCUGAACGGUAACCCGGAACAGAGGAAGCAGACUGCCGAUGCUAUUCUUCGCGGGUUUCAAACAUCCGGAUUUAUCUAUCUGAAGGGUCUGCCCGUCAAGCCAGAGUACCGGAAGCACGUAUUUGAUACGUCGGCCAAGUACUUCAGGCUUCCCGUCGAGACCAAGAUGUCUCACUGCUGGACCACACCCGAGGCGAACCGGGGUUACUCGGCGCCAGGCAGAGAGAAGAACACGGACCUGACGGACACGGACGCCAUUAAGAAGUUGAGGGAUGCAGUACCCGACCUAAAGGAAAGCCUAGAAAUCGGGCGCGACGACGAGCCCGGUCACGCGAAUCAUUGGCCCGACGAAGAAGGCGAGCUGGUAGGCUUCAAGGAGACGAUGCUCGACUUCCAUAACAAGUGCAAAGAAUUGCACAUCGAAGUUAUGCGCGCCAUCGCUGUCGGCCUAGGUAUCGAAGAAUCAUGGUUCGACAAGUACACCGACGUCGGGGAUAAUACCCUGAGGCUCCUUCACUACCCCGAAGUUAAGAGAGACGUGUUUAAAAUUAAUCCGGGACAGGUCCGCACCGGCGCGCACAGCGAUUACGGCUCUAUCACUUUGCUAUUCCAGGAUUCCCAGGGCGGUCUGCAGGUACAGAGUCCGACGGGUUCCUUUGUCGACGCGGCGCCCAUCGAGGACACCUGCGUGGUAAACGCUGGCGAUUUGCUAGCAAGGUGGAGCAACGAUAAUAUCAAGUACCAUUCAUCGCGUCGUAGAACCCCCAUCCCGUCGAGACGACAUUUAUCCGGCUAG